This is a messenger RNA of Carassius auratus (goldfish), 1008 nucleotides long. Its product is annotated as G2/mitotic-specific cyclin-B1-like. The record is from RefSeq and is a predicted model, not a curated record. NCBI's taxonomy places the organism in Eukaryota, Metazoa, Chordata, Actinopteri, Cypriniformes, Cyprinidae. Gene Ontology annotation, biological process: neuron migration; neuron cell-cell adhesion. Gene Ontology annotation, cellular component: endosome; membrane. The transcript is spliced from 7 exons. The coding region runs from base 106 to 1008 and encodes 300 amino acids.
GCUGUCAAUCACGUCAAUCAGCGUCGCGCGAACGCGGACUUUCGUUUGUAAACUUUAGAUCAGAUUUUAUUUGGUUUGUGUUGUGUUUUCUCGUCGGGAGAGAGCAUGUCCCCUCCAGUGACACGAGCGAGCUCCAGACUGGCGCAGGCUCGGCGGAGAGCGGCGCCGUAUUCACUGCGCUCCAGAGCUCCGUUAGGAAACGCGUCCAAUGUGAUCGGUGUUCACCGAGCUGCAGACGAGCCGAAGAGACAAAAAGCUGCACGUGUAAAGAAGGACAAUGCCAAAACGAAGCAUGCAGCAGUGAAACCUUCUUCAACGGAGAACCGGAGCAUCUCUGAGGUGUGUGACCUGGUCAAGCCUGUUGCACACACUGAUGUCUGUCUGGACUCCGAGCGUCUUCAGAAACGACCCGAUGCUCCUCAGGCUUUCUCCUGCCUGUUGCUCAACAUCCCAGAUGUGGAUUCUGCAGAUGCUGGUGAUGCUCAGAUGUGCAGUGAAUAUGUGUGCGACAUCUACGCUUAUUUACAACAGCUCGAGGUUGAGACGGCCAUCAGACAGCGUUAUCUGGAAGGUCAGGAGGUGAGCGGCGACAUGCGAGCGGUCAGCAUCGACUGGCUCAUGCAGGUGCAGAGAGAGUUCAAGCUGCGGCAGGAGACCCUCUUCAUGACCGUCAGCAUCAAUGGACAGGAGGAGCUGAUGAUUUCUUCAUCCUUCGACAGUCUGGAAGUGCUGCUCGACUCUUUCGGCCCAGUGCGCGACUGUUCAAAAGACAAUGGAGGCUGCAGCCGAAAUUUCCGUUGCAUCUCUGAUCGCAAACUGGACUCCACUGGCUGUGUGUGUCCUCCUGGUUUGAGCCCAAUGAAGGAUGGCACCGGUUGCUAUGACCACCACAUUGGCAUUGACUGCUCUGAUGGCUUUAAUGGGGGCUGUGAACAGCUGUGCCUUCAGCAGCUGGCACCUCUGGAGGAGGACCCUACUCUCUACAACAUCCUGAUGUUCUGCGGGUGA